AUGCUCAGACAUAGAAUACGGUUCCUGCGAGGCAUCGGCCCGCGAGCCUCUGUUGUGAGGCCACAAACACUACCCAAGCCAAAUCAGCAAGCCCGCCUUUCGCAUACAAACGGAUCUAAUGAUCAAGAGCCGCAUGAGAUCGAGCGCCUGAAAAAGGCCAUCAUAGAGUCAUUGACGCUUCACAUCGCUGCUACAUCUAAUCGGAGUGAGGUCCGACAGUCAAGAUGGACUUUGUUGUUGAAAUGGCUCAAAAUUUACUUCUGUCUCGCUGGUGCUGCUCACCUUGCCGCGAACUAUGCCUAUGAGCCACUCAGGGAUCACGGUAUCUUUGACAACGUUGUCGACCGGACUGUCUUCUGCGCGAUUCCGCCAGAUGUUCUCUCGUCUCGAAUUGCCGCUGAUGAUGCUCCAUACCAACCAAUUACCCAAGACAACGAGAUUCGACUUCUCAUCCUCGAGCCAGGAGUUCCUGGGGACGAGAUACGAUGCUAUUUAGUCAACGUUGAUAUAUCCUGGGGAAUCAGAUACGAAGCUUUGUCGUACGCCUGGGGAGAUGCCACAAUUACUCGGGGAUUGACCUGCUCUGGACGUGUCAUGGAGGUACAUGCUAGCCUUCACGAUGCCUUGUCAGACUUGCGGCACCCAACACGUCGUCGACGGCUCUGGGUAGACGGUCUCUGCAUCAACCAGGCCGACGAAGCUGAAAAGGGCCAGCAGGUUAAACUAAUGGGGGACAUUUACUCUCGAGCCCGUCAAGUACUCAUCUACCUCGGCAAGUCGGACACCUCUGUUGAAGGGGCAAUGCAGUUCAUUCGCCGGCUCGAUCGUGUAUUCAUGUUCACUUACUUUGGUAACUCGGAACCUGCCAAAGAUACUCUCUUCAGAUUGAAGAAUCCCAUCAACAUGGAGGAGAAAGAUUGGGAGCAGAUCGUCCACCUGCUCCUCCGCCCUUGGUUUCGGCGCACCUGGGUUUUCCAAGAGACCGUCCUACCACAACAUGGCCAGGUCAUCUGUGGCGACCAGUCCAUCCCUUGGGCACAACUCCAGAGAUUUGUGAUAGCCAUGGGUCGGUACAAUGCUCAGGUCAAGCCGAUUCCUAACUACAAGUUGGUGGAAGAUGCCGUCAAUGGUGUGCUACUAGUAAAGUCAGCGCGACAGGUUCGCCACCCCAAGAUUGCGAUGCCCAAUUUUUGGCCAUACCCCCAUCGCAGAGAAGGUGCACCAACACAUCAUGAUGCCCAAUGCGACCCCAAGCUCCUGGACUUGAUCCUAGAGAGCCGCUCGUUCAUGUGCACAGACCCUCGCGACAAAGUCUUUGGCAUGCUUGGUGUAACCGGUCAGAACAUACGAAGCGAGUACAUAGACCCAAGAUAUGGAUACUCCAUGUCAGCAAUGGAUGUGUUUCGGAGAUUUGUGCUCUGGGAAAUCAUUCACAAUGGAAGCCUUCGGGUUCUUGGAAGCAGCUCAGACAAGGCUGGCAGCCAGGAUAGGUCUCCAUCUUGGGUCCCAGACUUUACCAGACUUGACAGUCAUUAUCUCCUGACUGGGAGAAUCAUAAGUGAUCGACAGGACGCCAGUGCCUAUGAUAAAGCCCACUCCGACGUCCCUGAGCGAUACGAUGCCAGUGCAGGCUCGUCUGUACAGGCAUGGACAUCUGAUCAAGAGACUGUGCUACAUCUCAAGGGAUUGAUAGUCGAUGCACUGCAUACAGUUGGACAAAAGUCUGCAGAUUUGCCAAAUGAGGAUUUUUCUCACAAGGGCUACGGCGGUCCCCUCAAGCUUCGACGUGAGUGGUAUAAUCGGCUACAAAUCAACAAGGACAUGAUCAAAGAGGCGGUGGACAUCUGGGUCGCAGCAAUGAGAAGGCAGACCCAAGGACAUGGCCCUUUUCAUGAUACUGAAGGAAUCAUGGCCCUUACAAGAGUUGCUGAACAACGUGGCGACGAAUUCCGUACGCCCCCCAGCUGGCGACCGUUUUUGCAAACUUUAAUCGGCGACCCAAGAUCCGGUGGUACAGCUGGUGAUGAAUACGACAUUGAACGGAUUUGGUCGCUUGUGCGCCUGACCCUGCAAGGACCUCUCGUCCCUAGAUGGUACCUGACCGAACGUGGUUAUGGAGUCGACGGAAUCCUCCCAAUAUUCCUAUCCAUGACCAAAUCGCGGCGAUUCGCAGGGACAGAUAUGGGGCUGAUAGGCUAUGUUCCCUUCAGGGCUCAAAAGGGUGACCUCGUCUGUAUCUUGUAUGGAGCUGAUGUACCGUUCGUACUGAGGAAGUUGGCUGAUGGCAGGUACUCACUUGUCGGGGAGUGCUAUAUGAACGGAAUCAUGUAUGGCGAAGCGCUAGCAACGACGGACGCCAAGGAUCAAGACGUCGUAUUCACCAUAGUCUAA
Messenger RNA from Pestalotiopsis fici W106-1, 2391 nucleotides. RefSeq lists its product as uncharacterized. The coding region runs from base 1 to 2391 and encodes 796 amino acids. The transcript has 2 exons. The record is from RefSeq and is a predicted model, not a curated record. NCBI's taxonomy places the organism in Eukaryota, Fungi, Ascomycota, Sordariomycetes, Amphisphaeriales, Sporocadaceae.